This is a messenger RNA of Oryctolagus cuniculus (rabbit), 4692 nucleotides long. The record is from RefSeq and is a predicted model, not a curated record. NCBI's taxonomy places the organism in Eukaryota, Metazoa, Chordata, Mammalia, Lagomorpha, Leporidae.
GGCGCAGGCCGUGGCCAGUGAGACGUGGAGCGUGUGGUGGAGGGCGUGGGGAGGGCGCCGGGAACCGGACGGAGGCGUGGCCGGGGGCUGGAGCAGGCUGGCAGGGGCGCGUGCUGCUUCCCUGCUCUGUUGCCUUUCGGGGGCCGCUGGGUCCAGGAGAGGACUUUGGGCGUCAAGCCGCCGGGCCCUGGGAGGAGAGGCGAGGUACCCCAGCUUGCUAAAUAAGAACCUGCUGCACCUGCCCCUUGGGAUUAAGGAGGGCUCUUGAUUGGCUCCUGGCUGUUCCCCGGGUCUGUCUCUUGUCUUGACUUCGGGUUCAUUUCCUGCGGCUUCUGCUUGCCUUAAAGCCUCCCCCCUCUCUUUUGUUGUUGUAUUUGAAAGGCAGAGCUACAGAGAGGUCUUCCAUCCACUGGUUCACUCCCCAGAUGGCUACCACGGUGGCUGGGGCUGUGCUGGGAUUCGCACGUGGGUGCCCGGGCCCAGGCACUUGGGUCAUCUGGUGCUUUUCCCAGGCCAUUAGCAGGGAGCUGGAUCGGAAGUGGAGCAGCCAGGACUCACACCGAGGCCCGUGCCAGCAUCUCAGGCAGCAGCUUUACCCACUCUGCCACAAGGCGGGCCCCAACAGUGGGUACACUUGAUCACUCCGACCUUUAACUACUUUUUUUUUUCUUUUGCCUUCUGAGUUUUUAUCACUGUUGCAACAGAGUAGCACGGAGCUCUGCAGGAAACUACACCUGCUUUAGUAGAAGUCCAGUGCUGUUCUCCCCAGCCUAGAAUCAGAGUGGCAGCAAGGCUGGACUGGACACUCUGGGGAGAAUCCAGCUCCCUGCAGGUCCCCGUCUCCUUGCUGGCUGUCACCUUUUUAUUUAUUUAUAAAUAAAGAGGCCACCCUUUUUAUUUAUCUAUUUGUUUAUUUAUUUAUUUUAAGAUUUAUAUAUUUAUUUGAGAGGCAGAGUUAGAGAGGGAGAGGCAGAAAGAGAGAGGUCUUCCAUCUGCUGGCUCACUCCCCAAAUGGUCACAAUGGGCAGAGCUAGGACCAUGCGAAGCCAGGAGCCAGGAGCUUCUUCCAGGUUUCCCACGUGGGCCCAAGGACUUGGGCCAUCUUCCUCUGCUUUCCCAGGCCAUAGCAGAGAGCUGGAUCGGAAGUGGGGCAGCUGGGACUCGAACCAAUGCCCUUGUGGGAUGCUGGCACUGCAGGUGGCGGCUUUACCUGCUAUGCCACAGCGCCAGCCCCUAUUUUGAAAGAGUUACAGAGAAAGAACGAGACAGAGAUCUCCCAUCUGCUGGUUUACUCCUCAGAUGGCCACAGUGGCCAGUGCUGGGUCCCAAGCACUUGGGCCAUCAGCUGGGAGCUGGAUUAGAAGCAAGGCAGCUGGGACAUGAGCUAGCACCCAUAUGGGAUGCUGGCAUCACAGGUGCAGUUGUACCUGCUACCCCACAAUGCCGGCCCCUUGAAGUGUGAUUCCUGUGGGGGGGGGGCAGGGCGGCCUCUUACUGAACCUCUAUCCUCUCUGUUCAAUGCCUGACAUUGAAACCUCAGGACAUGAGACUGGAGGGGUUGACAGGGAAAGCCAGCAUUCGUGGGCGCUACUGGAGGGCUUCUGAGAGAGGAAUGCGGUCUGAUUUGGGGGUGCAUGUAAUUUAAUUUUUAUUUGCAGAGCAGAAAUACAAAGAGGCAGUUUCCAUACGCUGGUUCCUUCCUCCAGCGUCUGCAGUGGCUGGUGCUGAAGCCAGGAGACUGGAACUCAAUCCAGGUCUCCCACACGGGCGACUUGGACAUCACCACUGUCUCCCGGGAAGCUGGGGCUGGGGUUCGAAGCCAGGCGGUCCAGUGUGGCACGUGGGCAUCUUCCUGCUGGGAUCAACCCCUGCCCGCGUGAACUUUCUGAAGAACCCUCCUGUCUCUCACCUGCCAAGCCUUUCCAGCCUCAGGGCCUUUGCACGCACAGCCUUUGCAGUGUCUGCCUGCUUUGCACCCUUUAGGUGUUAACUCCGCCACUUUUUCAGGCGGUCCCUCACCUCCCCCUCCCUCUCACCCCGCUUACUUCCUGCACGGGACUUACCUAGAUAAUGCCAGCCCUGCCCUCGCUGUAUUCUCCACUUCCAAGGGACAGGGCCUCUGUCUCAUUCUCUGCCGACUCUUGGCACUCAGCUUGGUGCUUGACACGUUGCGGAUCCCACCUGCCUACCUUAGACCUGGGGCUUGCCUGUCGCUGGCCAACAGAGGCCUGCUGGGACCGCGGUCUGCCGUUCUAGAACGCUCUGUUUCUAAACACUUCUGAGAACCUCUCCCACCAGGUUGUCGGGUGUGGACGGCAGGCCCUGCCCCUCUGCCGGCGCCCCUCCCCCUCCCCCAGCCCCGGCCAAGGCCAGCAGCCGAAUGUCGCACUUAUCAGAGCGGGCCCAGCAGUCCCGUGACGUGACCCACUUUCCACCUGAUUCCUGGUGACCUUGGGGAGGGGCGUGUCUCCGGGUAAGGGGCGGAGACCGGGCAGCCAGGUAGGCGUCCAGCUUCACCACCCGGGUCUUGGUGCCUGCUGUCCCAUCCCGGGAGGACGAAGGGGCCCAGCGGCCGCGUCUGUGAUGUUGCUUUGAGGCCCAGCGGAUUGUGAGGCCCCAGGUAGUGCGGUGCUGGGGUCCUGCCAGGGUCUGUCGCUGGCCUUGGGGCUUUUACGUCUCGUUGCCAGUCGGUUUUCACAGGGCUGGCCUGGUUGCAGGCUGCAGCGUGGAUGGCUUGGCAGGUGAGCAUGCCCCAGCUGGAGGACCGGCUGCAGUGCCCCAUCUGCCUGGAGGUCUUCAGGGAGCCCCUGAUGUUGCAGUGCGGCCACUCCUACUGCAAGGACUGCCUGCUGGCCCUGUCGCGCCACCUGGACUCGGAGCUGCGCUGCCCCGUGUGCCGCCAGCCGGCGGACUGCAGCAGCUCGCCGCCCAACGUCUCCCUGGCGCGGGUCAUCGAGGCCCUGCAGCUGCCCGAGGAGCCGGAGCCCAGCGUGUGCGCGCACCACCGCAACCCGCUCAGCCUCUUCUGCGAGCAGGACCAGGAGCUCAUCUGCGGCCUGUGUGGCCUGCUGGGCUCCCACCAGCACCACCGGGUCACGCCCGUCUCCACCGUCUACAGCCGCAUGAAGGAGAAUCUGGCAGCCCUCAUCUCCGACCUGAAGCAGGAGCAGAAGAAGGUGGAGGAGCACAUUGCCAAACUGGUGAACAACCGCACGCGGAUCGUCAACGAGUCGGACGUCUUCAGCUGGGUGAUCCGCCGUGAGUUCCAGGAGCUGCACCACCUGGUGGACGAGGAGAAGGCCCGCUGCCUGGGCGGCGUGGAAGCUCACACCCGGGGCCUGGUGGCCUCGCUGGACAUGCAGCUGGAGCAGGCCCAGGGCGCGCAGGAGCGGCUGGCGCAGGCCGAGCGCGUGCUGGAGCAGUUCGGCAACGAGAGCCACCACGAGUUCAUCCGGGUGAGUGGGCGGCGGCCACGCCCCUUCCCCGUAGCCCCCACUGCGGACUCGCACGGCCAGCCCCGGCCUCACCCGCGCCCUCCUGUCUUCCAGAACUACCACUCCCUGGCCUCCAGAGCGGAGCUGCAGCAGGCCCGGCCCCUGGACGGCGCGUUCAGCCCCAUCUCCUUCAAGCCAGGCCUCCACCAGGCCGACAUCAAACUGACCGUCUGGAAAAGGCUGUUCCGGAAGGUUCUGCCAGCCCCGGAGUCGCUGAAGCUGGACCCGGCCACCGCGCACCCACUCCUGGAGCUGUCCAAGGGCAACACGGUGGUGCAGUGCGGGCUCCUGGCCCAGCGGCGCGCCAGCCAGCCCGAGGGCUUCGACUACAGCGCCUGCGUCCUGGCCAGCCGGGGCUUCUCCUGCGGCCGCCACUACUGGGAGGUGGUGGUGGGCGGCAAGAGCGACUGGCGCCUGGGCGUCAUCAAGGCCACGGCCAGCCGUAAGGGCAAGCUGGGCAAGUCGCCGGAGCAGGGCGUGUGGCUGAUCGGCCUGAAGGAGGGCCGGCUGUAUGAGGCCUUCGCCAGCCCGCGGGUGCCCCUGCCUGUGGCAGGCCGCCCGCACCGCAUCGGCGUCUACCUGCACUAUGAGCAGGGGGAGCUCACCUUCUUCGACGCCGACCGGCCCGAUGACCUGCGGCCCCUCUACACGUUCCAGGCCGACUUCCAGGGCAAGCUCUACCCCAUCCUGGACACCUGCUGGCAUGAGAGGGCCAGCGACUCGCUGCCCAUGGUCCUGCCCCCACCCGGUGGGCCCGGCCCUCUGGGCCCCCCACAGCCCACCAAGCUGUAGGGCCGCCCGCCUGCAGGUCCAAGCCAGCUGCGUCCCAUCAGGCCCUACAGUGAUGCCUUUGCUCUCUGGGGAGGCCCCUGUGCCCGUCCGUGUGUCCCUCAGACUUUAACGACGGGCGCUGUGGUCUCUUCCCCAUCAGCCAGGGGCAUCUCUGUUGGCCCCUGGCGGGGUCAUCAGCGCCAGGCCUGGGCGGCCACUGGCCCUUUGCAGCCACGCUUUCCCCAUCCCACUGAGGGCUGAAGCGCCCUGGUCACCGUGAACCUGAAACCCCCCAAGGGCACUGCGUUGGCCCUGUUUCUCCAGGUGACCUGCAGGUUGCCCCUGCUGUGCCCACACGCUGCUCAGGCCGCACCUGGCGCCCACCACCUGCCCACCUGCCCACCUGUCCGUCUGCUGCACCUUCAGA